Gossypium arboreum is the source of this 550-nucleotide messenger RNA. RefSeq lists its product as uncharacterized. Lineage: Eukaryota; Viridiplantae; Streptophyta; Magnoliopsida; Malvales; Malvaceae. The record is from RefSeq and is a predicted model, not a curated record. The transcript is spliced from 4 exons. The coding region runs from base 86 to 550 and encodes 154 amino acids.
AAAGGACUAACAUCCAAGUUCUUGUACCGACAGUGAAAGAGAAACCAAAUUCUGAAACACAUAAAUCCCAUAUAUCUCUUCACAAAUGAGGCCUUCCCACUUAGCAGUCUCCCUUAUGGUCUUGUUCAUCAUUUACCUUUCUAGCGUUCAAGGGAUUCGCUUGGAGAAAAGUUUCAAACCGGCCGGACAUGAUCCUAUACAGGAAGGUGCUUUGAUGAAAAGCAGUAAUGGAGUUAUGGGAGAUAUCCUUCUCUGCAAACAAGGGCAUUGUACAGGAAAGGGUAGGAAACUUUUUACUGCAACUACUGCUAUAACUCCUACAUCUUCCACCAUUUCAAAGAAAGAAGAGAAGGGAGAAAACGAAGUUAUACCAAUUUCAACACUCAAACCAGCCGUCGAGGAAGAAAAUGGUGGGAAGCAAGAGAAAUUCCUUCUUGGUUCACCGACAACUUCCCAACACCCGGACGUCUAUCACCACUAUGUCAACAUUAUGGACAUUGUUGAAAUGGACUAUUCUCCAGCUAGGAGAAAACCUCCAAUUCACAACUAA